This is a messenger RNA of Eublepharis macularius, 2124 nucleotides long. Its product is annotated as vomeronasal type-2 receptor 26-like. Lineage: Eukaryota; Metazoa; Chordata; Lepidosauria; Squamata; Eublepharidae. Gene Ontology annotation, cellular component: membrane. The coding region runs from base 1 to 2124 and encodes 707 amino acids. Gene Ontology annotation, biological process: G protein-coupled receptor signaling pathway. Gene Ontology annotation, molecular function: G protein-coupled receptor activity. The record is from RefSeq and is a predicted model, not a curated record. The transcript has 4 exons.
AUGGAUGGAAAUCACAUCCCUUCCUUUUACCGCAUGGUCCCCAAUGAAGACUUUCAAUACGCAGGAAUUGUCAAGUUACUUCGGCAUUUCAGAUGGAAAUGGGUGGGGCUUAUCAUUUCAGAUAAUGAUAGAGGAGAUCAUUUUUUGCAGGUUGUGGAGCCGAUGCUUUCCAGGAAUGGAAUCUGUAUAGCUUUCAUAGAAAGGUUGCAACCAGCUUUGCGUUUUGAGACCAUAGAAGAAAUGCUAACUAACUUUUUCACUAAUAGUCCAGAUUUUCUGGAGAGAAAAGCCAACGUAGUUAUUGUAUAUGGAGAUAUUACAGCUAUAACACGGCUGACAAGCAUUUUAUGGAUACCCAAAUUAAUGAUUUUCCCGAUAGACCCUGAGUAUAUGGAGAGAACCUCUGCUGGAAAAGUGUGGAUUAUGACAGCCCAGACCGAUUUCGCCUUCACAACCUUUCAAAGGUUUUUGGAUAUACAGAUGUUUCAUGGUGCUCUUUCUUUCACAGGUCACUCAAAUGAGGUUAAUGGUUUCCGAAAAUUUCUUCAGACUGUAAAGCCUUUCUGGGCAAGAGGAGAUAGUUUUAUCAAGGAUGUUUGGGAACAAAUGUUCGACUGUUCGUUCCCAAAUUCUGUGGAUCCAACACAGUUCAGUGAAACUUGUACGGGGGAGGAGAGCUUGGAGAGUGUUCCAGCAACAUUUUUUGAAAUGAGCAUGACAGGCCACAGCUACAGUAUCUACAAUGCUGUCUGUGCUGUGGCACAUGCCUUCCAUCUCAUGCACUCUUCUACAGCCAACCAUAAAACAAUGAAGGAUGUGAGCAGAUUGGCUCCCCUGAAUGUGGAGCCCUGGAAGCUCCACUCAUUUCUGCAGAAGAUCGCAUUCAACAACAGUGCUGGAGAUGAAAUUGCAUUCAACCAUCAGGGAGAACUAGAGGCGGGGUUUGAUAUUACAAACUUAGUCACUUUCCCAAAUAACUCCUAUGUCAGAGUGCAAGUUGGAAGGUUGGACGUUCAGAGCCCUUUAUGGGAAGAGCUCCGUAUUCAAAAGGAUAAAAUUGAGUGGCACAGGGGUCUGACUCAGGUGCCUCCCUUUUCUCUCUGCAAUGACUUCUGCAAGCCUGGUUACAGCAGGAAAAAGAAGGAAGGGGACAAAUUUUGUUGUUAUGAUUGUGCUUCAUGUCCAGAAGGGAAGAUAUCAAACCAGGAAGACAUGGAUUACUGUAUCACUUGCCAAGAAGGUCACUAUCCAAACAAGGCCAGAGAUCAGUGUAUGCCUAAGCUUCCACGAUUCCUUUCUUUUCAAGAACCUUUGGGCAUUAUUUUAGCUUUAUUGGCUCUUUGUUUUUCUCUGAUGACACUUCUGGUACUUGGAACUUUCCUUAAGCACCGAGAUACCCCCAUAGUCAAAGCCAACAACCGGAGCCUCACCUACAUUCUCCUCAUCUCACUACUUCUUUCCUUCCUCUGCUGUUUGCUCUUCAUUGGACCACCGGAAAAGGUGACCUGCCUCCUCCAACCAACCACUUUUGGCAUCGUCUUCUCAGUGGCUCUUUCUUCCAUUUUGGCAAAAACCACUACAGUGGUGGUGGCUUUCAUGGCCUCCAACCCAGGAAAUAUUUUUAGGAAAUGGAUGGGGAAAAAAUUAGCACAUUCCAUUGUCUUUUCCUGCUCUCUGGUUCAGGGUCUCAUUUGUGCUGUAUGGCUGGCAACCUCUCCUCCAUUCCCAGACCGGGACACUCUCUCGCUAUCAGAAGAAAUCCUAGUGCAAUGUCAUGAAGGGUCUGUCACUCUAUUUUACUGUGUUUUGGGCUACCUGGGCUUCCUCUCUACAAUCACCUUCAUUGUGGCUUUCCUAGCCAGGAAGUUACCUGAUACUUUCAAUGAGGCCAAGUUCAUUACCUUCAGCAUGUUGGUCUUUUGCAGUGUUUGGCUCUCUUUUCUUCCAACGUAUCUCAGUACCAAGACAAAAUACAUGGUGGCUGUUGAGGUCUUCUCCAUUUUGGCCUCGAGUUCUGGGUUACUGGGGUGCAUCUUUUGCCCCAAAUGCUAUAUCAUUCUAUUGAGACCUGAACUGAACAGCAAAGAGCAGUUGGUGAGGAAAAAGCAUGCCAGUAUUUCAUAA